Molecule: messenger RNA, 3260 nt
Organism: Styela clava
Lineage: Eukaryota; Metazoa; Chordata; Ascidiacea; Stolidobranchia; Styelidae
Product: steroidogenic factor 1-like
Biological process (GO): hormone-mediated signaling pathway; tissue development; regulation of transcription by RNA polymerase II
Cellular component (GO): RNA polymerase II transcription regulator complex
Molecular function (GO): nuclear receptor activity; zinc ion binding; RNA polymerase II cis-regulatory region sequence-specific DNA binding
Source: RefSeq, a predicted model, not a curated record
CCUAAUCAUUGUUAAAACUUUAUGCAAGCUAAACAUGAACCAGACGUAAAUAUUUUUCAAUGGAAUAGUCAGUGAUGGCCCAAGCUUGACAGGCAGUAUGUGAUAAUAAAUUUACCCCAAGCUAGUUUGCGGGGGGAAUUCGUCAGCGAUAUAGCACCACACCCUCUGCUUCUGUUAAUAAUUAAAAAUAUUCUGGGAUAUGUAUGCGAUUGUUUUAUCAUUUACGUUAGUUAAAUACACAGAGCAAAAUGACGUGUGGAUUUUGCAAUAAAUUGUAACUAAAGGAGUAGAGCUUUUGUGACGGGCGUGUUUGCGCUGGGUAAUAUUUGUACAUAUUAGCUGGAGAUAGUAGACCGUCAUUUUUUAAUGUUAAUGAUAUAUGAUUAAUGAAACAGUUCAAUAUAAGAUUUUAGUAAAAGCUGUCAUUGUUUACAAUGCACUUAUACAUUUUUUGAAAUGUUUAUCAUUGACCAAUGGAGAUUUAGGAAACCGUAAAUACGCAUAGGCUCAGCUUGGUAUUUCAGCAUGACGAUAUGUCGAAGUGAUAAUAGGCUAGAGCUAGAUACAUUUGCUGAAAUUUGACUGCCACAGUAUGGCUGGAAUUGAUGGUAAUUACUUCAGUAUCGGGAACAGCGCGACAACGCAGGACUCGGAAAGUAUGACUCGUGAUGUACUCCUGGAGCCACAGCUGACAGCACAUAGCGACAUCUACGCCAUGAACGAGUGUUGCCCCGUAUGUGGUGAUAAGGUUUCGGGAUACCAUUAUGGUUUGCUGACAUGUGAAAGUUGUAAAGGAUUUUUCAAAAGGACGGUCCAAAACAAGAAAGUUUAUUCGUGUGUGGAAAGCAAAAAUUGUGUUAUAGAUAAAACACAGAGAAAGCGAUGCCCAUUUUGUCGUUAUGAAAAGUGUUUAAAAGUCGGAAUGAGGCUUGACGCUGUACGAACAGAUCGGAUGCGGGGAGGCAGAAACAAAUUUGGGCCCAUGUAUAAACAAGACAGAGCUCGAAAGCAGCAGAUUCAAGCCUUCCAUCGUGCAACUGGAUUUUUAAACAUACUCGAUGGGAGGCAAGUACACUCGGGCCUAGAGAAACGAAUAUUUUACCCAAUACCUGAAUAUUCUCCUGACUCAAAUCGCCAACAAUUAUUGAAUGACGCAAUCGGAAUUACCAAAGACGGCAGUCAACCAUACAAGGACGUCGCGGAUCAGAUGUAUUUCUCUAAUCCUGCUCUUCCAACAUCCAAUAUAACGGACGAAGAUACUGACAGUUCAAAAAAUGGCCACACCAAUUACAACAACUAUAAUAACAACUCAAUUACUAUCAAUAGUCGCGCAGGGGGAUAUAUUAUGAAUUCCAAUACUUUGCAUGUGCCAAAUCUCAUGAAGUCACCGAAGGAACGAAAUGGCGACUUGGACUUUCAUAAUCUUGUUAACAGGACACUUUACGGCUCAGACAACGCAACUGAUCUUGAAAAAAGCGCUACGUGCGAAUUUUUAAAAAAUAGAACUCUUUUUGAAGUGAGAACGAAAGAGAGUGAAAUAAUACCUUCAUCCGAAAGAGACAAUAUCAGACAGAUUGUUCCUCCUCAUCAACCUCAAAUAUUACUAUGUAGUUCACCCCAACUAUUUCGAUCCAAGUCAGAAUGCAAUUUAUCACGAAGUAUACAACAUCGGCAGUUAGGUCUAUCUCAAAGACUCUCAUUUCAGUUCCAUGGUGAAUCUGCGCCAAUCUUAUCACCAAUCGUUCCCGAAAGAUAUCUGGAAUUGACCAAAGAGCCCUUACACCAAUCUUUUCCACUUAGUACUAUUCCACAUCUACGACAACCAUCCUUGCUCUCGGAACUAAGACUGAACGAGGUAAACCAUCGAACGAUUUCUGAUAUUCACUUAAAGCCAGACCAAGUAUUCAGGUAUAUUUGUGAAAUUGCUAAUCAAACGCUGUUCAUGAUUGUGGAGUGGGCAAAAUCAUCUUCACAUUUCAAGCAGCUAGAGACAAGCGACCAAAUGACUCUAUUACAAAAAGGAUGGAUGGACAUCUUGGUGCUGGACCACGUAUAUAGACAAGUAAAUAUUUCAACGGACACCAUAAUAUUAGCUAAUGGACAUACCUAUCUACAUGAUGCAUAUGAUAAAUAUGUGAGUCAACAUUACACCGAUAAACAAGAGGAAGAUUUCGUCAAAAAUAUUAUUCAAAGAUCUCGAGAAUUAACGAUGAAAUUUAAAAAUCUACAUCUUGAUAAAAUGGAAUUUAAUUGUUUGAAGUUUUUGAUAUUAUUUAACGCAGAUGCUUCUUCGGUUUGCCGAGUUCAUCUCAGGAUGGCGCAAAGUACGUUUAAUGAAGCAUUAUGGCAGCAUUCACACAGACAUGGAAGUUCUAAUACAGACAGAGUCGGUCAGCUACUCUACACCUUGUCAGAGGUUCGAACCUUAAGUCUGCAUUGCGAAGAAUAUCUAUUCAAACAAUUUCAGCAAGGAAAUACACCAAAGAAUAACUUGCUAAUUGAAAUGUUACAUGCUAAACGUAACGUUGCUACUCGCUGAAAACUCUAAUAACUCUUUGACGAGUCAAUUGCCUGCCUAAAAAAAUCUCUACCGCGAGAAUUCAAUUCCACUGUGAAUUUGAAAUGAAUCACGUGAUUACAAUCUACUCGGGGUAUAGGAUACAAAAUAGACUUUACUCGUAUAUAAGUUCUUUAUUUAUUGAUAUUUCAAACUAUACUACCUUCAUUGAAGUGCUUAAAUAAAUUGUAAACCUUGGAGACAACUGUAUCUUCAGUCCAAGAUAACGGCACGCGCAUGUGAAAUAACCUUAUCAAGCAAUGUAACUAGGAAGAACGGGGAGUUUUCUUGUAGAGGAAAAAGUAAAAUCAGUGUUGCGCCUAGAAUUGUGGCUCCCACCCCAGCAGCUGUCUGGCCCCCUUGGUGGGCCACCGGCUAAAUACAAAUAAACAGAACAUAGCUGAUUUUACUUCUAUCGAUUGGGUGUAUGACAACUGGUAUAAAAAAAAUUGAAAUUCUAUGACAUUUUAUACAAUAUAGAGCAUGGGUGGCGAACCACUGACCCACUGUGUUUUUCGGUAACCUCCAGAACCAGAAUUAACGCGAAAAACAUACUAGCAUUUCGGUACUCCUGAAGUAUGCGCACCAAGAUGUCGCACAACCUGAACCCUAACCUGGUACACAACCUGAGUUCAUCUUGGUGCGCAUACUUCAGGAGGUCCAACAUUUCAGUGAUGAAUAUUAAUGAUAGAACUGGCUUUGA